CCAGUGACAGACACGGCCAUGGCCCUGAGAGGACCUUGCCCUUUGCUCUUCCUGAACCUGGUCCUGCUGGUCACCGGCCUGGCCCAGAUCAUCAGCCCACCCGACAGCUACCAAAACUUUGUGAGCGAACACGUUGAUUUCCCCAAGACCAGACCCCCCAAGGGCCAGAGCUACUGCGACCACAUCAUGCAGCGCAUGCACCAGAACAUGGCUGCCUGCAAACUCACCCACACCUUCAUCCACGCCCCCGCCAGCCGGCUCCGGACCAUCUGCACUAGCAGAGGGAGAUGCAACCUAUACAAUGAAUGUGACAGCAAUGCAGCCUACCCUGUAACCAUCUGCUGGCUGAACAGACCCCCCCGUCCACCAAGCUGUGUCUACAGGGGAAUACCCCAGAUCCGCAGGAUCCGCGUGGUCUGUAUCUGGGGGCUGCCCGUGCGCUUCCUCAGAGUCGUGGAGAACCCAGACCACAUGGGGCCAGAGGGGAUUGUGUCCGAUGCCUGUGACAUCCCAACCACCAACCGACACCUGGAGAGCCAGCGGGGCUGA
This is a messenger RNA of Gopherus flavomarginatus (Mexican gopher tortoise), 549 nucleotides long. RefSeq names its product ribonuclease-like. The transcript has 2 exons. Gene Ontology annotation, molecular function: nucleic acid binding. The record is from RefSeq and is a predicted model, not a curated record. NCBI's taxonomy places the organism in Eukaryota, Metazoa, Chordata, Testudines, Testudinidae. Bases 19 to 549 code for a protein of 176 amino acids.